Messenger RNA from Myotis brandtii (Brandt's bat), 879 nucleotides. RefSeq names its product centrosomal protein 19kDa (gene CEP19). Gene Ontology annotation, biological process: trans-Golgi to periciliary membrane compartment transport; microtubule anchoring at centrosome. The transcript has 3 exons. NCBI's taxonomy places the organism in Eukaryota, Metazoa, Chordata, Mammalia, Chiroptera, Vespertilionidae. Gene Ontology annotation, cellular component: centriole; centrosome; ciliary basal body. The record is from RefSeq and is a predicted model, not a curated record. The coding region runs from base 103 to 600 and encodes 165 amino acids.
GCGAAGCCGGCGCGCCCGGUGUCGGCCUCCACCUCCAGGUCCAGGAAGUCAUUAUGUGACUAACACAUUUUCAGAUUUCCUCUCAUUUACCCUGAAGUGUAUAUGAGAAUGACGUGCACUGCCAAGAAAUGUGGAAUUAGGCUUCAGCCUCCAGCUAUUAUCCUAAUCUAUGAGAAUGAAAUGAAAGGGAAAAGUCGCCAGCGCAUCAUGCCUGUCCGAAACUUUUCAAAAUUUUCAGAUUGCAACAGAGCUGCUGAACAAUUAAAGAAUAAUCCACGACACAAGAGUUACCUGGAACAAGUGUCCCUGAGACAGCUUGAGAAAUUAUUCUGUUUUUUACGAGGUAACUUGCGGGGGCAGAGUUUGGCAGAAACAAUGGAACAGAUUCAACGGGAAACAACCAUUGAUCCUGAGGAAGACCUGAACAAGCUAGAUGACAAGGAGCUUGCCAAAAGGAAGAGCAUCAUGGAUGAACUUUUUGAGAAAAAUCAGAAGAAGAAGGAUGAUCCAAAUUUUGUUUAUGACAUAGAAGUAGAGUUCCCACAGGAUGAACAACUGCUGUCCUGUGGCUGGGACACAGAGUCAGCUGACGAGUUCUGAUAUCAAAAACAAAAAUUUACUGGGCUAGCAGAAACUCCAUGUUCAUACAGAGAUUGUAGAUUAGUCCUAGAAAAAUCUGUGAAGAACACUAAAUGUACACAUCAGGUCAUAUUUGGAUUGACCGUGUUACUUUUCAAAAACAGGACAUGUAGGUGCAUUGACCCAUACACAAAAAAAGACUUCGGGUUUGAUUCCUGGUCAGGGCACAUACUAAGGUUGGUGGUUUGAUCCCCGAUUGGGGCACAUACAGGAGGCAACCGAUUGAUGUUAGAGUCUCUC